CGGGGCUGUCCGAUUUGGUGCCUGAAUGAAAAGAGAGGAGCGACGCCUGCGCCAGGGCAGCAGAUCUGUGACGAUAAAUAUCAACUGAACCCUUUCUGUUUUGUGAUCUACUGUGUUACAUAUUCGAGUCCUUGCGUAGCGUGUGUGACGUGACAGAGAAGCAUGGACUCUCGAAAAGUGGCAGAGUUGAAGGGUUUCGUGCAAUUGUGCGAGUCCAAUCCCGCGAUCCUGCACCUUCCCGAGAUGGGCUUCUUCCGGACCUGGUUGCAGAGCAUGGGUGCAAAGAUCCCUUCCUCGUCUUCCCCCAAGGAUGCAUGCAAGGGUGAGUGUCCCUGUGGUCCUCCCCCGACAUUUUCAGCUCCCCGAACUGAGCCCGAGCCUCCUGUACCAUCUGAAAGCGAGGAAAGUGAACUAGAAAAAGACCUAGAGGGCGUCAUUGAGCCAGACGCUGAUGAUCCACAAGAAAUGGGAGAGGAUGAAAAUGUUGAGGUAACAGAGGAGAUGAUGGACAAGGCCAAUGACAAGAAGAUAGAAGCCAUCAAUGCUCUGGGAGACGGAGAUCUGCAGAAAGCUGUGGGUCUUUUCACUGAAGCCAUCCAGCUGAAUCCCUGUGUGGCCAUCUUGUACGCAAAGAGGGCGAGCGUCUACGUUCAGAUGCAGAAACCCAACGCCGCCAUCAGAGACUGCGACAGAGCCAUCAAGAUCAACCCGGACUCGGCCCAGCCUUACAAGUGGCGGGGGAAAGCUCACAAGCUGCUGGGCCACUGGGAGGAGGCAGCCCGGGAUCUGGCCACAGCCUGUAAACUGGAUUAUGAUGAGGAUGUCAGUGCAAUGCUGAAGGACGUCCAACCAAAGGCUAAAAGAAUCAUCGAGCACAGGCGCAAAUAUGAACGCAAGAGGGAAGAGAAGGAGAUCAGGGAGAAGCAGGAGCGUGUCAAGAAAGCAAAGGAAGAGCACGCUCGGGCUCAGAAGGAAGAGGAAGCAAGAGGAGGAGGGGGAGGAUUCUUCCCAGGAGGUGCGGGAUUCCCCGGUGGAUUUCCAGGUGGAGCCGCCGGCAUGCCCGGUCUCAAUGACUUGCUGCAGGAUCCCGAGCUGCUCUCCGCCAUGCAGGACCCUGAGGUGAUGGUCGCCUUCCAGGAUGUGGCACAGAACCCGGCCAACAUUACCAAGUACCAGAACAACCCCAAGAUCAUGGCGCUCAUCACCAAGCUGAACUCCAAGUUUGGAGGGGCUGCACCUCAGCCGUAAACGGGACCGGACCAAAGAGAUAGGAGGAUUUAGUGUGCUGCAAUGAUCUUUCGGGGGCUUUUCAGUAAUUCUACGGCGUUCAGAUUAAUCCUUCAGGGGUGGAGUGCUUGUUUAAACAGAGGAACUUGGGGGGCAAGGUAAAAUCAACACUCUUAUAAUCAGCACAGAAAUCAACCAGCUAGGAGUCAAGAGGGCAGUCGUUCCAAGACCACUGUGAUUCCCAAUUAGCUGGCACUUAACCACAAGUUGUUUCUUAACCUAAAUCUGCAAUCUUGGCGGUCCUGCACUAGCUAAAGCAUUUUUACAGCUACACUGAAAACAGUAAUGGUUUUAGAACCAAACCCACCUUUUUCUGUUAUGUCCAUUAAAAAAAAAUAAAAUUUUGAUCUCUGACCCGAUUAGGGAAAAUGGUUAAUAAAGCUUCUGUUUCUGUAA
Molecule: messenger RNA, 1683 nt
Organism: Dunckerocampus dactyliophorus (ringed pipefish)
Lineage: Eukaryota; Metazoa; Chordata; Actinopteri; Syngnathiformes; Syngnathidae
Gene: st13
Product: ST13 Hsp70 interacting protein
Exons: 13
Coding region: 163-1248 (361 amino acids)
Molecular function (GO): Hsp70 protein binding; protein dimerization activity
Source: RefSeq, a predicted model, not a curated record